ACGGAGUGGUGACAGUAGUGCGGGGGGGCACAUAUUCAUGGCUGAAUAGCAAAUAAGGUGGCGUGUAUGCAUUUGUAUUAGGUGCGGGUGGGGCUGGGGGGCAGUGCUGAUGCUGGAACCCCAGGUUCCCAGUCCCAUAAUAAUCUCCAUGGUUUCAAAUAACGGUCCGGGCCCCCAGACCCUCAUCUGUUUGUACUCUGGAGUGUCAUUCAAGCGAGGCACCACGUGACCACGGAGGCUGCGCCUCGCGCUCCGGCAUCCCCGGCGGGGGAGCGAAGGGGGCCAUUUCACACACGUUUUCUCCACCCCUCAGUGCAGGGGGGGGGGGUAAAAGGGAAAAAGAAAGGAAGGUGGUUUGUGGACGGACGGAGUUCGGACCGGGGAGCCGGCGCGCAUGUGGGACUAAAGGCACUUAAAACAAAGACUCUCCUUAUGCAGCGAAUCUUUCUCCUCGACAUAUAGGUGCCGAGCCUCGGAUAUCCUCCCUCCUUUUUUUUUUUUUUUUUGCUUUUUCAUAUCAUGGAUGCAGCGUAAUUGAGAAUUAAUUUCCUUCAUGUGGCCCCGUUAAAAGAGAGAGUACAAACUACUCGACUGCAGUGCCGAGACGUCCUGUGUGAAGCGUCCUUCGCCAUCCUCGUCGUGGGGGGCUCGGCUCUCCAGCCGGGGCCGAAGGUUGCCCGAGAUCAUGUGGUCUCCCUGCCGUCUAGCCUGCUUGCUGCUGCCCCCGGCGAUCCUGCUCCUGUCCAGCUGCCAUGCCUUAUCCGCCCCGCGGUUCACGAAGCUGCCCGUUGACCAGAUCGGCGUGUCCGGGGGCGUCGUCUCCUUCGUCUGCCAGGCCACAGGGGACCCCAAACCCCGCGUGAACUGGAUAAAGAAAGGGAAGAAGGUCAACUCCCAGCGUAUCGAGACCAUCGAGUUCGACGAGGGCGCCGGGGCAGUGCUGCGAAUCCAGCCACUGCGUGCCCCGCGGGACGAGAACACCUACGAGUGCAAGGCGGAGAACAGCGAGGGCGACGUCACCAUCACCGCCAAGCUCUCCAUCAUCCGAGAGGACCUGCUGCCGCCCGGCUUCCCCAACAUCGACAUGGGCCCCCAGCUGAAGGUGGUGGAACGCACACGCACCGCCACCAUGCUGUGUGCUGCCAGCGGUAACCCCGACCCCGAGAUCACCUGGUUCAAGGACUUCCUACCUGUCGACCCCGGCUCAAGUAACGGGCGAAUCAAACAGCUGCGGUCAGGUGCCCUCCAGAUAGAAAACAGCGAGGAGACCGACCAGGGGAAGUACGAGUGCGUGGCAUCCAACAAAGAAGGCGUUCGCUACUCCUCCCCCGCCAACCUAUACGUGAGAGUCCGGCGUGUGCCCCCUCGUUUCUCAAUCCUGCCCACUAAUCAUGAGAUCAUGCCGGGCGGCAGCGUCAACAUCACCUGCGUGGCGGUGGGCUCCCCGAUGCCCUACGUGAAGUGGAUGCUCAACGAUGAGGAUCUCACCCCGGAGGACGAGAUGCCUGUGGGCCGCAACGUGCUGGAGCUCAACAGCGUGCGCGAGUCGGCCAACUACACCUGCGUGGCCAUGAGCAGUUUGGGCAUCAUCGAGGCUGUGGCCCAGAUCAUUGUCAAGUCACUGCCAAAGCCCCCAGGCACCCCAGUGGUCACAGAAACCACAGCAACCAGCAUCACCAUCACCUGGGACUCGGGGAACCCCGAUCCCGUCUCUUACUACAUCAUCCAGUACCGCGCCAAGGCCCCCGACAGCAAAUUCGAGACUAAGGAUGGCAUCACCACCACUCGCUACAGCAUCGGGGGACUGUACCCCAACACUGAGUACGAGAUCCGGGUGUCGGCCUUCAACGCCAUUGGACAGGGCCCACCCAGCAAUCCAGUGGAGGCUCGGACAGGAGAACAAGCCCCCGCUAGCCCACCCCGGAACGUGCAUGCCCGUAUCAUUUCCCAGAAUACUAUGAUGGUGCGCUGGGACGACCCAGAGGAGCCCAACGGACAAAUCAAGGGGUACCGGGUCUACUAUACUAUGGACCCAUCUCUACCUAUGAGCCAGUGGCAUAUCCACAACGUGCAGCAGAGCUUUAUGACGACUGUGCAGAGCCUCACCCCAUCCGAAACAUACACCAUCCGCGUCCUGGCCUUUACCUCCGUGGGCGACGGUCCUUUCUCUGAGCCCAUACACGUCAAGGUGCUGCAGGGAGUUCCCGGUCAGCCCACCAAGUUUCAAGUGGGCAAGGUGACGGAGACGAGCGUCGAGCUGACCUGGGAGCCUGCCUACGAUAAGGAGGGCAUCAUCAGCCAUGAGCUGGUUUACAAAGAGGGCAAGUCUGGCACCCAGAUGAAAAAGCAAUUUGCUCCCACCUCCUCGUAUGUAGUGGAGGGUCUACGUGCAAACACGGAGUACUCCUUCUCCCUCGCCGCCGUCUCCAGCAAAGGCAUCGGCGCCUUCACCAACGAAAUUGUCCAGAAGACGUCUCAAGCCAAGCCCUCCGCCCCCCCCCAAGACAUUAAGUGCAGCAGUUCCAGCUCCACCACUUUGCUGGUAAGUUGGCGGCCUCCCCCCAAGGAGAGCCAGAAUGGCGCCCUGGCCGGGUACACAGUCCGCCACCGGGUGGCGGGGGCCGAAGCUGGCGGCGAGCCCACCGAGGAGCCCCCAGUGCCCCCCGCCGAGGGACAACUCCUGCUACAGGGCUUGGAGAAGUGGACCCAGUACGAAGUCACUGUGGCCGCAUUCACCAACAAGGGACCUGGACCGGAGAGCCCACCCCUGCUGUGUCGCACCGAUGAGGAUGUUCCCGGGGCGCCCCCACGCCGUGUUGAGGUGGAAGUGCUCAACUCCACAGCAGUGAAGGUGAUGUGGCGCUCCCUACUGCCAGGACGGCAACACGGCCAGAUCCGGGGCUACCAGGUGCACUAUGUCCGUGUGGAAAAUGACGACUCGCGCAGCCUGCCGCGUAGCCUCCCGCGCAUCAAGGACGUCAUGCUGGCUGACGCCCAGUGGGAGACGGACGAAACGGCUGAAUAUGAGAUGAUCAUUGGGGGUCUGCAACCCAACACCUCCUACUCCAUCACCGUGGCAGCCUACACCACCAAAGGGGAUGGCGCACGCAGCAAGCCCAAAGUCGUGGUGACCAAAGGAGCAGUCCCCGGCCAACCCUCCCUGUCAGUCAGUCAAGGGAUGGGGAAUAUGGCGGUGGUGCGAUGGCAGCCACCAAAAGUGGGCACCCCCGGCUCAGAGGUACAGGGCUACCGGCUACAGUUUGGACGCAAGGAUGUGAGCCCUCUGGCUACACUGGAGUUCACGUCUCAGGAGCAGGAGUACAUCAUGGAUAACGUGCACCGGGGUGCCACUUACGUCUUCCGGCUGUCCGCUAAGGGUCGUUCCGGCUUUGGCGAGGAGGCCUUGAGGGAACUGACCGUCCCGGAGGAGGUUCCCAAAGGCUACCCCCAGAUCUCAGAGGGCUCCAACGUCACCUGCUGCUCGGUGCAGUUCUUCUGGCUUCCCCCAGUGCUGGCGGAGCGCAACGGCGUGAUCACUGAGUACACCGCGGCCUUCAAGGAGGCGGGCACCUCCAGUGUCCCCCGUGAACUGACUCUCCCAGCCAGCGAGUCUAGCUACACGCUCAGUGGCCUCCAGCCCAACACAGCGUACGACGUGAAAAUCCGUGCGCACACCAGUGUAGGUCCAGGGCCCUACAGCCCCACGGUCCAGUAUCGUACGGUGGCCUUCGAGACAGGCGUCCCAAAAAAUUUCUCGGUGAAGAUGGUGACUAAGACAACGGUGCUGCUGACCUGGGAAUUUCCGGAGACACGCAGCUUGUACCGCUUCACGGUGGAAUACAAGAUGGACGCUGACGCCAAGACAAGGAAGCUGGAAGUGGACGCCCGGCUGAGGAAGGCGCAGAUCACCGGCCUGCGGCCCAACACGACCUACGACUUCAAGAUCACCAGCCCGGAGGGCAACAUGGGCGGCCUGCGACACCGCAUCCAUGCCAAGACUGCCCCCUCCAUAUCGGUCCGCAAGCCAGAGCUCGACCACAACCGCGACACCGAUGCCAGCCUCACCAUUAUCUUUCCCCCACUCGAGAUACGUGACUCGAUCAGGUACAUCUACGUGGUGGUGGUGCCUCUGAAGAAGUUUAGGGGGCAUACUCCACACAUGAAGAGCCCUGAAGAGAUGGACCUAGACGAGCUGUUCAGGGAUGGUCAGAAACGCAGCACGCGGGUCACGCGGCAGCGUCGGCACGCGGACCCCAACAAACCAUACAUCGCCGCCUGCUUCAGGCCUGCCAGCCUGCCCUCCUUCUUCACCUUGGGCGACCAGAUGGAGUACAGUGGCUAUGAGAACCGGCCCCUGGAGCCCGGGCAGGAGUACGUCUUCUUCCUGCUGGCGGAGCUAAACGCGACAUCUGGGAAGAUGUUCGUGGCCAGCCCCUUCACGGAAUCAGCAGUCGCACCGGACAUAGACCCACAGCCCAUCGAGGGCGGAGACGGCCUUAUUUGGGUGGUGGGACCUGUGCUGGCCGUAGUCUUCAUCAUCUGCAUCGUCAUCGCCAUCCUGCUAUAUAAGAACAGCAAACCUGACAGCAGCAAACGGAAGGACUCAGAACCACGGACCAAAUGUCUGCUGAACAACGCCGAAAUCGUGGCACACCAUCCUACUGACCCCGUGGAGAUGAGGCGCAUCAACUUCCAAACCCCAGGCAUGAUGAGCCACCCCCCCAUCCCCAUCGCCGACCUAGGGGAGCACACGGAGAUGCUGAAGGCCAAUGACAACCUGAAGCUGUCGCAGGAAUACGAGUCCAUCGAUCCUGGGCAACAGUUCACCUGGGAACACUCCAACCUGGAGGUGAACAAGCCCAAGAAUCGCUACGCCAACGUAAUCGCCUACGACCACUCCCGCGUCGUCCUUCUGCCCAUCGAAGGCAUCAUGGGAAGCGACUACAUCAAUGCCAACUACAUUGACGGCUACCGCAAGCAGAAUGCCUACAUCGCCACGCAGGGCCCGCUGCCCGAGACCUUUGGUGACUUCUGGAGGAUGGUGUGGGAACAGCGGGCGGCCACCGUGGUCAUGAUGACGCGGUUGGAGGAGAAGUCGAGGGUCAAGUGUGACCAGUACUGGCCCGGUCGUGGCACCGAGACCUACGGGAUGAUCCAGGUGACGCUGUUGGACACCAUUGAACUGGCCACUUUCUGCCUGCGCACCUUCUCUCUACACAAGAAUGGCUCGAGUGAGAAGCGGGAAGUGCGGCAAUUCCAGUUCACGGCGUGGCCUGACCACGGAGUGCCUGAGUACCCCACCCCAUUUCUGGCCUUCUUGCGGAGGGUGAAGACCUGCAACCCGCCAGACGCCGGACCCAUAAUCGCCCACUGCAGCGCCGGCGUGGGUCGCACAGGCUGCUUCAUCGUCAUCGACGCCAUGCUGGAGCGCAUCAAGCACGAGAAGACGGUGGACGUGUACGGGCACGUGACGCUGAUGCGCUCGCAGCGUAACUACAUGGUGCAGACAGAGGACCAGUACAGCUUCAUCCACGACGCGCUGCUGGAGGCGGUCGCCUGCGGCAACACCGAGGUGCCCGCCCGCAGCCUCUACUCCUACAUCCAGAAGCUGGCGCAGGUGGAGAGCGGAGAGCACGUCACCGGGAUGGAGCUGGAGUUCAAGCGCCUGGCCAACUCCAAAGCCCACACAUCCAGAUUCGUUAGCGCCAACCUCCCCUGCAACAAGUUCAAGAACCGGCUGGUGAACAUCAUGCCCUACGAGACGACGCGCGUGUGCCUGCAGCCCAUCCGCGGUCUGGAGGGCUCCGACUACAUCAACGGCAGCUUCAUAGACGGAUACAGGCAGCAGAAGGCCUACAUCGCCACACAGGGCCCCCUGGCAGAGACCACCGAGGACUUCUGGAGGAUGCUGUGGGAGAACAACUCCACCAUCGUGGUGAUGCUGACCAAGCUGCGAGAGAUGGGCCGCGAGAAGUGCCACCAGUAUUGGCCCGCGGAGCGUUCUGCCAGGUACCAGUACUUUGUGGUGGAUCCCAUGGCCGAGUACAACAUGCCCCAGUACAUCCUACGGGAGUUCAAGGUCACCGACGCUAGGGACGGCCAGUCCAGGACGGUGCGGCAGUUCCAGUUCACUGAUUGGCCGGAGCAGGGCGUGCCCAAAUCCGGGGAGGGCUUCAUUGACUUCAUCGGCCAGGUGCACAAAACCAAGGAGCAGUUCGGGCAGGAUGGCCCCAUUAGCGUCCACUGCAGUGCGGGUGUUGGCCGGACCGGCGUCUUCAUCACGCUCAGCAUCGUGCUGGAGAGGAUGCGCUACGAAGGUGUGGUGGACAUAUUCCAGACGGUGAAGAUGCUGCGGACACAGCGGCCAGCUAUGGUCCAGACAGAGGAUGAAUACCAGUUUUGCUACCAGGCAGCUCUGGAGUACCUAGGAAGCUUUGAUCACUAUGCAACGUAAAAGAAAAAAAAAAAGAAAAAAAAGUCAUCACUAAUUCCACCGUCCCCCUCUACAGUCUUCUGAGCCAUAGAAA
Brienomyrus brachyistius is the source of this 6527-nucleotide messenger RNA. RefSeq names its product receptor-type tyrosine-protein phosphatase S-like. Bases 686 to 6454 code for a protein of 1922 amino acids. Gene Ontology annotation, biological process: protein dephosphorylation. The transcript has 34 exons. Lineage: Eukaryota; Metazoa; Chordata; Actinopteri; Osteoglossiformes; Mormyridae. The record is from RefSeq and is a predicted model, not a curated record. Gene Ontology annotation, molecular function: protein tyrosine phosphatase activity; protein binding.